This is a messenger RNA of Mercenaria mercenaria, 2008 nucleotides long. RefSeq names its product WSCD family member AGAP003962-like. Gene Ontology annotation, molecular function: sulfotransferase activity. The record is from RefSeq and is a predicted model, not a curated record. The coding region runs from base 642 to 1757 and encodes 371 amino acids. NCBI's taxonomy places the organism in Eukaryota, Metazoa, Mollusca, Bivalvia, Venerida, Veneridae. The transcript has 3 exons.
CGUAAGAUCGGAGCCCCUGCGCAGCAAAUUCCUAGUAUUUUCAGAGCCUUGGUAGAACCCUUCAGAGCCACUCCAUAACACUGGAGCCCACACAGAAUAAAAAAUGUCAGAGCCAUCAUAGCUGGAAAGUCGCCAUAUGACCUAUAAUUGUAUCGGUGCGACGUUAAACCCAACCAAAAAAAAAACACCCUAACCCUAAAACCCUAACCCUAACCCUAACCCUAGCGCCAUCUUGCAUCUUGUGUUACAAUUUUACGCUAGUAAAUAUAAUAAAACAACACGCAUUUAAAAACUGUUUCAACCAUAGAAAAUGCAUAUUUACUCUCACCAAUAAACUAAUAACUUCGGCCUUCGCUGAAUAAUUUUAACCUGGUAGAAAGUUGUAUAUUAUGUACUCGUCAAUAUUAAUAUUCCAGUGGGAACAGUUUAAAUCGGAAACAAUUUAGAGUACAAACACAAAUUGUAGAUAUACUGGUGAAAGAUAAAGAUGUUUGCAUGCAACUAAUUCACAUUAUAUAUUAUAUUGCUUAAGAGAAUUAAGUACUAAGAUGAUCUGAAUACUAGUUUACAGUGCACAUUUCUUCACGAGUUUGUGCUGGACUAAGCCUACUAUUGUGUUUCAAAGAAAACUAAUCAGCAAAAUGUUUCAGAGAUUUAAAAACUUGUUUCAACGGUGCUUUUCUUUAAUUUUGAUAUUUUGUGUUUUAAUAGGUUUACGCACAAAUAUUUUUGGAAAUAGCGAGGUACAUUUUGGACCAGCAGUAUGGUUUAAGCAGAGUUCUUAUCCAAAUUUAGACGAAACGCUACAAUCUUCAAUGAACUUUAGUAAAACAGGAAAGGGUCCGAACACAAAAAUAGCAAAAGAGCAGAAGCCGUCUACAUCGGGCAGUCAUAGCUUAAAUGAUACGGAACUUAAAAAUGUUCAAGAUAUACAUGUAAUAAAGAAAUACUAUCCUAAAGUACAUAUCACGAAUGUUGUUGCCAGACUAGGUCAUGCCAGUUUGGACGGAUCGGUAAACUGUAGCAAGAAGGAAAUCAAUUUAUCUCAAACAUUGCUACCUAUAACUGGGUUAGUCAGUUUUCCUGGAUCUGGAAAUACGUGGACCAGGCAUCUCAUACAGCAAAUGACAGGGAUUGGAACAUCCAGUAUGUAUUGUGACGAAGAAUUGAGAGCGCGGGGUUUCCCAUAUGAAUGUCACCAUAACAGGGCUAGGACUGUAGUGGUGAAGACGCAUGAAGCAAGACAUUUUAACCUAUUCAAAAACAUAGUGCUGCUUUUAAGGAAUCCAUACGAUGCCCUGUUGUCGUGUGUAAACUUUGCAAAGGUUGGACACACGGGCCAUUCAUCAAAACAAGUCUUGAUUCAAGCCCUCACCAAAACAUUCGAGCACUAUCUGAGAUGGUAUGUUAACCUGACCAAGAGCAUAAUAGAAAAGUUCAAAGGACCCGUGCAUGUUGUACAGUACGAAAGACUUCAAAGUGAUAUGGCAGGUGAGCUGAGAAAGCUUGCCUCAUUCUUUAAUCUAAGCGUCCCUGAUAAAGAUAUAGAUUGUACAGUUAAACUUCAGGAGGGUAAUUUUCAUCGUAAAACAAGCGAAGCAGAUCAUAUAGAACUUCUAAAUACUGUUUACACGAAGGAAAACCUUUUACGCCUACAAGAGGCGGCACGAUAUUCAGAGAAACUUUUAAGAAAUGCAUAUAAUGUAGAUAUUGACUUAGGUGGUACAACUGAAAGACUGCUGUUUCAGACUUCAUAAUGCAUAUGUAAGAGAAUGAUUAAUAUUACUUAUCAAACAAGGUUGUGUGCUAUGGUCACUCAGUGACAUUAAAAUUGGUAUUUUAACCAUUGAGGUAAGUGCUUGCACAUUCAAAUGUAUUGAAAGGUAAAUUGGAUUCGCUGCCAUUAAAAUCCUCACUCUUUCACCAUGGAGGUAACAGAGUUACUUGUUUCUCUGGACAAAUGUGUUUUGACUUUCUUGGCAUAAAGUUCAGACAAAAACUAUUUGUA